UUGGUGGAAGGUGGUGCUAUUGUGGACAAGCUGCUUCUUCCACGCGCUUGGCGCUCCUGUAGAUGAGCGUGUGUUCUCCCGCCUGUCCUCGUGGAUAAAUGCUGAGAGGCGGCCGAGCCCCUGGUGACCUCUUUCGCUUUUACUAUGUCUGCAGAGGCAGCAAUGAUGCUCUGUCGGAGGAUCUGAAGUCUGGUGCGCGGAUGCGUUUUUGAGUGCGCUGCAGCCUGAACAGAAGAAACACGAUCUGGCAGACUGGAUGCAAACCACCCAGUAUGUUUUAACUGCGCUGCCUGUUAAUUUUUUGUCUUUUCAUUCCUUUUUUGUUUUUGACUUCAUUUGGAUGUCUUUUUGUGGGAGUUUUCGUGUUGCCCUGCAGGGAGCGGACAUGGUUUUGCGUACUGGAAGUUUAACCCUGCUCUCCUGAACUCCCCAUCUUUUGAGGGGUUUUUUUUGUUUUGUUUUUUCACCACAAGUUUAUAACCGAGUCUGCAGGAGGACUGAGGCACGAAAGAGCAAAUGGCCAACGAGCGCAAACCGCGGCUCUGCAUCAUGGCAAAGGGGGACAGCGGGUAUGGGUUCCACUUGCACGGCGAGAAGGGAAAGAACGGCCAAUAUAUCCGCAAAGUGGAGCCGGGGUCCCCGGCGGAAGCGUCGGGAAUGCGCGCCGGGGACAGGGUGGUCGCGGUGAACGGAGUCAACGUGGAGAGAGAGACGCACCACCAGGUGGUACAGCGGAUCAAGGAAGUAGAAAAUGAGACCAGGUUGCUGGUCGUUGAUCAGGAAACAUACGAAAGCCUCCGCAGCUUGCAUCUGACGGCCACAGAGGAGAUGGCUGUUCUCGGGACAGAGGCUCUCCCCGCUGCUUCCUCCCCUCCAGCCUCCUCCUCGCCGACACCCUCCUCCACUCCUUCCUCCCCCACCAAGAAGCGUCAGAACGGCUCUGUGUCCAAGCAGGGCAGCCAGGUGCAGAAGCCCACCAGGAGGUCACCUUCGAAGGCUGCGAAGAAGGAGGCCUCAACAGAAGUGGAGAUUCAGUCUCAGCCUCAGGACCAGUCCCCCCACCAGGUCGACCCGUCUGAGCUCGCUCCACGUCUGUGUCACCUGACUCGGUCAGCGGGGGGCUACGGCUUCAACCUGCACAGUGACCGGUCACGGCCCGGUCAGUACAUCCGCUCCCUGGACCCGGGAUCGCCCGCCGAGCGUGCCGGACUGCGACCACAAGACAGACUAGUUGAGGUGAACGGCGUGAACAUCGAGGGCAUGAGGCAUACAGAGGUAGUGGCCUUCAUAAAGAAAGGGGGAAACGAGACCUGGCUGCUGGUGGUGGAUCCAGAAACAGACGAAGACUUCAAGAGAAGAGGAGUGAUCCCCACGAUCAGCCACGUCAAAGAUUAUGAUGGUCCUUCCAUAUCCAACGGAUCGCCCAGCCCUCAGGUCAACGGCAGCUCCACCACGCAGUCCUUCAGGUCGACACGCUCAGACCUCAGCAGCCAGGGGAACAGCACGCAGCUGGCAGACGACGACGGCAGCCAGCUCAUGGACCCUUUCGCUGAGAUCGGUCUGAGACUCGCUGCCACGGCGGCAGAGGAAAAGAUGAAACUCCAUGCCAAGGAGAAGAAGAAGGCACCACAGAUGGACUGGAUGAAGAAAUAUGAGCUGUUCAGUAAUUUUUAAGAUUAGUUUCUUGCCUCGCGAGACUUUGUGAAAGGCAUUUCCUAAAAAUCGAACUUCUCUGAAAAAGAAGAUUUUUCAAUACUCAGAUGAGAAUAAUCCCGACACGCGAGGGACAAUUUUCUCUUUUCUCAACACUUUUUUUCUCCAUCAACUAUUUGAUUCACCCUCCACCUCUGAGAGACUCGAAAUAGCAGCUAUUUUUAUAUUUAAAAACCAUAAACAAAAAUAAAUAAGCAGCAUCCUGUUAUGGAAAGCCUUCUAAAGAGGUUACUGGACACUGUGACAUGAAUGAUGGUGGACUUCGUGGGAGUUUAUAUUUUUUCAAAUCAGCCUGGGGACGCCUGAAGCAGGCAGAAGAAUCACUGUGAAAGACUCUGCACCUCCAGCCCAUGCAGACAAUGUACAACCAAGAAAAGAACGCUGUGUAUUCUCUUACAUGUAUUUUUACAUCAAGUAUAUCAUCAUUAAUCAUCAUUGUCAUUAAUGUACGCCUGCUUGUGAAACAUAAAAUAAUUCGAAGAACUUCUUCCUGCUCUAAUCACCAAUAUCUCCUUAUCUGAAGACAAAGGGAGUGGCUUCUAAGGGAAGAACGGGAAGGAGCUAUAGGUUCAUAGAAGGGAUGUGUUUUAAUGUUUAACGCAAAACAAACACCUUUCUGAAUCACAUUUAGAUAUUCAUCCACUUAGUAUUUCAGAGAAACAUUUUGAAAAGCUAGCGAGAGAUUGGCAUAAUCAGAGAAACUUAAAUUAAAAUGGUUUAAUGUGAACGUUGUUUUAUGAGUUCAAACAUUUUUUGUUUGUUUGUUUGUCAAAGAACUUGUGGAGGCAACAUUUAACUGCUGGCCAAGUAGCAUUCUACUAAUAAUUCAGUAUUAAUUGUUAUUAUUUUUCUUUUAUAUUAUUAGACUUAUGAAGCAGAUACGAUUGCGAAGGCUACACCGUUUUCUUCUUUACUAAAAUAUCUGGAAAGUUUUAGAUUGUAGUAGUACAUUAGGAGUGUAUUCUCGUUUUACAACAUGUGGGAAAAGCCUUAAAAUAAAUUUGAAAGUUUAUUAGAGGUUUAUGAAGUUCAAUUUACAGUGAAUGAGUUUUUAUUUCAUUGCUACUAUGUGUAAAUAUGUCAUAACACAGUUACUCCUUUCUGGGCUGGAGGGGAACCCAUAAUUAUUAUGCCUUUAUUCCCUGUGAUGUCUAAAAUGCAGCAAAGACCUUUGGGUAACCAAGUCUCCAUAACAAUCAUUAGACUAUCUACUUACUAGCAGGUGGUUUGGGAGGCAUACCCCCCCAAAAAAGUAUUUUCUAUUCCACUAUCAGAGAUUAAAAAAAAAAAAACAUAGUUUGCUCAGCUGAAAGGGAAUUGUAACUUUGAGUAAUGAUGCAUCUGAGUUGUUUCAAAAUUCGGAGAUCCCAGCUUCAGAUUCAAGUUGAAAGCAUUCAAAUUGCAAGUUUACUACCACUGGGAUACAAACACAUAAUAUAUUUCCCGCCAAUUUAUACAUUGAAUUAGAAGUGAUAGUAAACAGUCUUUGCCAAAAUAAUUUACUACAUGUUUUGUUCACAGCCAUAUUGGAUAUUAAACUUCGGGUUGCGUGACAAGUUCAGACUUUCCCCAGUCACUACUCCAACUUUAGAAGAUGUUCUUAUUUUUUUUUCCAACAAGCAUAAAAAAAAACUUCUGACCACAGGAGGAAUGCAUAGUAUACAUGAGCUCUCCAGUGACAAACACUCCAGGCCUGAGAAUAAGGCUCAUUAAAUGAAAAAGCUCCUCAUACCCACUCCUAAGUACAGUGGAGGUUUUUAAAUGUUGUGCCCUGUUUCUCUCCCAGAGGUUCUGGAAAGUGCAUGGCCUCAUGAACUCUUUUAAAUGCCUGGAUAUUCAAAAACAAAAAAUUGUUGGCCUCACUAAGGGGACAAUGGGUCACCUCAGGCGUUUUCAGCAAGACAAUGUUCUAAAACAAGUCAACUCAGAAAUGGUUUACUAGACACAAAGUCAACCCUUUCUUUGCCAAUUCAGUUUACAGACAUAACAAACUGUGUAUCUUCAAACUUUGUGAAAUGUUGCAGCAGAAGAGCAAUUGGUGCUUUCCAAUUGGCAAAGAGGGUGUAGCACCGAAUAUUGAAAGCAGGGGCACCUGCAAGUUUGCCACUAGGGUCAAAGGUAAUUUUGGCCCUAGUCAGAAUAUUUCUGUGUGAGAUUUUGCUGUUACAAUUGAGUAGAAUUUAUUUUAAGGCUUUUAACAUCUGUUUACAAAAAUUCUAAUGUCAUGUGAAGUUUAAUAGCAAUAAAAAAAACUGUCAUGAAUAGUGAGGGAUCAAUCAGACUUUUUACUGGUCAAGACAGAUUUCUGGCUUUCUUUGAUUUUUCACUUGCUAAUUCUUUACAAGAAGAAGAAAAGCUUAUAAACAAACUUACUCUUAUCACGUAAGUCUUCAAGCUAUUUAGCCUUUAUCGUAGGGUCGAACAUUUCAUUUCUGUAAACAAAUAAAGUCUUUGGACAGAGGUUAAAGUUUAACAGAAACCAACUCUCUUCUAGUGUCAGCUCAGAUACAACAUGGCAGCGUGUUGUCAGGGAGGGCUGGAGAAGCUCACAGCGAGGUCAGAGGUGCUUCAGGAAAGACACAGGGAGUCACAGACAUUACAGAGGAUUACUAUACACAUAGGAUCAGCUGUCAUACACAUGCUUGUAUGUGGAAAAGGUAAACAUGUAAUGCAUUAGGGUAACUAGCAUUAGCUCUAUACUCUGACAGAGUCUGGAUAGCAAUCUGUGUUACAAUUGUACAUAUGUGUCAGGUCUCAUUUUUUCAAUAAAGUGAAACAAAGGCUUCUUUUGAA
Xiphophorus hellerii (green swordtail) is the source of this 4506-nucleotide messenger RNA. RefSeq names its product Na(+)/H(+) exchange regulatory cofactor NHE-RF2. Gene Ontology annotation, biological process: protein localization to plasma membrane. Gene Ontology annotation, cellular component: apical plasma membrane. The transcript is spliced from 6 exons. The coding region runs from base 517 to 1674 and encodes 385 amino acids. Lineage: Eukaryota; Metazoa; Chordata; Actinopteri; Cyprinodontiformes; Poeciliidae. The record is from RefSeq and is a predicted model, not a curated record. Gene Ontology annotation, molecular function: protein-membrane adaptor activity; signaling receptor binding.